Maniola jurtina (meadow brown) is the source of this 4986-nucleotide messenger RNA. RefSeq lists its product as uncharacterized. Gene Ontology annotation, molecular function: RNA binding; protein binding. The record is from RefSeq and is a predicted model, not a curated record. The coding region runs from base 146 to 4849 and encodes 1567 amino acids. Lineage: Eukaryota; Metazoa; Arthropoda; Insecta; Lepidoptera; Nymphalidae. The transcript has 7 exons.
UUUGUUUGUGACUUUGUGGUGUUGUGUGUUUGUUUUGUUGAAACGAAACGGAUUUACUAAAAACAUCACUAAAUUGCAUUAAUAGAGUUUUUUGUGCUAAGAUUUAUUUGUUUAAAAACAUGAAGUAAUCGACAACCGUAGCAAGAUGCGGCGCGGUCACUCGGGAAAUGUUGGCGGAUGGCGUAAUGAAAUUCCGCGACAUUUCAGACAUAGGCUUGGCGGCAAUCCUCAUUUCAGGCCCCCAAGAAGCUAUGGAUUACUGGACGGACCGAGAUUCCCGCCACCAUUCGGUAAUUCAAGGCCAGUACGAUUUGUUAGUCGCUCUGAAAAUUCCGAUCGAACACCAUCAAAUCAUCCAGAUAGGUAUAAUAUAUACAGAGGCAAUGCUUAUCAGAGACAACAUCAACAAGGGGAAAGACCACCUAUUCCAUCUCUGCUUCAAUGGACUAGGCCAAAAAAUGAUGAUAACAGAAACACAUCUAAAGAACCAUCCAAUUAUUAUGAGCAACCUGCUGAUAACUUUCAUGUCAAUAGUAUGGGAGAUAUAGAUCAUAGACAUAUCCCCCAAACAAGAGAAGUCUACAAUAGACCACCACCUUUAAUAUCACCAUGGCAACCAGAUCACCCAUUACAUACACCUGCUGGAAAAGGUCGACACAUAUACAGAGACAACGCAAACAAACCAUCCGCAGCUUCUAUAGAAUAUACUGGCCAUAGACCACCUUCGUCUGAUCAUUAUGGCUGCAAUCCUACAUCUGUUAUUGAUAGUUCUAAUACAUUUAGUAGGUCAGUAGAUGAUACAGUUGACAUAGUACGAAAAAAAUUGCAAAACCGUAGUGACCCACAGCUUGCUACUGACAACUUUGAGGACUGUCAGGACAAAACACCUACAGAUGAUCAAAAUUUAGAAACAAGGGAUAACUUUCAAAAUUAUGAAAAUGAGCAACCAAUACGCAAAAGACAUCAAAGGCAGCGUGUUACUAAUAAAUCAAAUUGUGCAAAAAUAAAGAGCAAAAUUGUGCAUCAGUUGUUCAAAAUGGACAAAGAAAAAAUUCACAAACUUAUGGACAAUCCCAAUUCAUCAACUAAAUUUGAAUAUGCUAUAAAUAGCCUGAUAACAGAAUCACAAAACAGCUUCAAUAGACAUCUAAGAUCUGCCGCUGAGAAGUCUCUCUGUAGAUCAAGCACUGAAUUCAUUGAAAAUGAUGAUAAUACUAUUUAUGAAGACACAUUUAUGAAACAGAUGCAAUGUAUGCUAGACCCACAAGAUACAGUUUUCUUGGAAGAUAUUAAGCCAUUUGUAAUGGCUGAAAUCACUAAGGUUUUACAGCUUAAUGAAUAUGAACAAAAUUAUAAUAUGGGAGACGACAAUAUUGCUACUGAUUCUCACGAUGAACAUCAAAAUUACUAUCACUAUCCAAAUAAUAACUUUAGUCAAGAAGACUUUUCCAGUGAAGAUAAUUACUCUAUGGAACAUAAUAUUUCAGAGGCAGAUUACCAGAGAUCUAAAAGUGUUGAACCUACCAUUAAUAAUUAUGAUUGUGAAGAUAGGAUGUCACAUUAUUCAGACCCUAAGCCUCUUUUUGAACGAAGGCAGAGAACAAAAAGUUUUAGUUACAUGCAAGACAGCUCAGUCUCUGAGACUGCAUUUUAUGGAAGAGAAAUAGAAGAAAUACCUAAUAAAGACACAAAUAGAUCAGAGGUUCCACGUGACUUAUUUGAUUCCAAUGCAGAGCACUUUUCAGAGGAUGAAGACCCUUUUGCAGAAUUAGAUAAGCAGUAUCAUGUCGCAGUAGAUCAUGAUUUUAUUGAACGUGAUGACAUAUCAAGUCCAAAACAAGAGCAAAAUCAGUACAAUAACGAUGACAUGAACACUUUUAAAUCAGAACCAUUAUCACCAGAGAAAAAUUUAAAAAACAUUAAUAAGGAUAUUGAUACUCAAUUACAUGAUAUGGCUAAAUCACCUUUGAGACUAUCAUUACCCAUUAGUAUGCCUAUAAAGGAAGAGACAAAAGAUAUUCUUUUACCAUUUAAACAAGAACCCUUAAGCUCUCCUAACUGCCUGCCUUUACAAGAAAAGAAUGAAAAUAAUAUCAGCCAUGAUAAUGAGAAUACAAGCAAGAAGUACGAAUCUGAGUCUAAAGAGAUUUCUAAAGAAACUGAUAAGUCAGAUCUUUCAAGUAAUCUUAAAUCCACUUCAUCCAAUUCCCGAAAACGUUCAAUUGACCAAAGGCCAUCGCAUCGUAAAGAAAAACGUAAAAAAUCAGAAUCUUCUACAUCUGAGCAAAGUAAACAAAUUCUUAAUAAAAAUAUUAUAAUAAAUGUAAAUGAUUGUGCAUCUAAGACUUCAGAUAAGUGUGAGACUUCCAAAUCAAUAUUCAAUUUAUUUUUCUCAAAGGAAGACAGCAAACCGGUAAAAGACAAUAAGACAGUUAGCUCAAAUGACAAAAACUGCACAGAAAAACAUGUCAAAAGAAAAGAAACACCAAGAAAGACUGAAAAAGACAGUAGAACUAAAAGAAAGGAUUCAACAUCUUCAGUUCAUCUCACAAGUCCCACAGAAAACAACAUUAUGAAUAUUAUUGGUGACACACCAAUCAAAUCAGAAACAAAAACAACCCUAAAGCCCAUAGAUAUGUUUAAUGAACUACCAAAAAAAUCGAAUGUUCAUCAAUCACAUAGAAAUACUGCACCAACUCCAAGUUCUACUCCAAAAAUUGAAAUGAUGAAAAUAAAUAAACAUAAGGGGCCUUUAUGUAAGCAGUUGUUAAAAAGGCAUGUUGCUGUUCAGGUCAUAAGAAAAGUGCAUACAAAACACACUCAAACACCACCAUCAAAGUGUGGCACGCAAUCAUGCCAAGCCAAAAAAAAGUGUGUUACUAGAUCUGCACAGACAGAUUUAAAUGUUCCAGAUAGGACUGGCAACAAAUCAUGUGAUGCAUUUGAAAGAAUGAAAGAAAUCGAUUUAGAAAUACAGGUUUUAUUACAAGAAAAAUUUAAACUAUACAGCUCAAUUGAAAACAAAAAUUCUGGAACCAAUUCAAGUAUUGGGCAAACAUUGGGCAUGACAGUGUUAAAUGUAAGUCCAUACGAUGGAGAAGGAGAAAACGAAGCACCAGAUAAUGUAAUAUCUGAAGAUGCAAUUGUCAAUGACUUUGCAAACAUACCUGUUGAAGAACUGGAACAAAUAGCAAUGGAAUCUGUUCAAGAACAUGAAGGUGAAAUAUCAAACAAAUCCAAACGAAUUCGUCGAAGCAAAGUUCAAGAGAAGUCCCAUUUACAAAGUCCUAUAAUAGCACGAAAAAGAAAAAAAACGAAAGCUAAAUCUCCGAAUAUAUCUUUGAUAGAGCAAAUCAUUACAGAUGACAGGCCACUAGAGGAUAUAAUAUCGUUAGAUGACUUGGAAAUGCCACAAGUGAAUACAAAAAGUAAAAAGAAAAAGACAAAAACAUCUAAGAAAAAAGUUACAUCUAAAAGUAAAGUAGUUAAACUUUCAAAUACUACUGAUUGCAUAAUAAAAGAAUGUUGUGUGAUUGUAGAAAGGAUAGAUAUUACUCCAUAUCUAAAACGAAUAAAAUCGGAGACACCAGAACCUGUUGUAGGAAGAAUUGUGUUUGAAGAUGAUAUAACUGACAUAAAUCAGAAAGGCAUAGUUCUUGAUUCCAAUACAGAUACUAAUCCGAAUAUUGUAUAUGAACAGGAUGUGAAUAUUGUUGAAGAAUCUGUAGACAAUGACAUCCAAUUCGAUAUGUUGGAUGUGUCUGAAGAUAUUGUUGUUGGUGAUAACUGUGAAGUGAAAUCUUUGGAAGACAAAGAAGAGGCGACUGAGGUAACGGUGCCAAUCUGUGAAGAGAUCAUAUUGGACAACAGUCAGUCGUCAGUGGAAGAUGCAGCUCCACCGUUAGUGGGGCAGGCUGGCGAGUGCAAGAUGUAUGAUUACUCGGCAGAUGAAAACUUACGCCGUGACUCAGUUGUCGUCAAUGGAAACGCUGAUGCAGUUCUUGCAUUAGAGUGUGUAGAAAACAACUUCCUAGCUGCAUGCUUAGACGGCAAUGUCUACUACUUCAACAAUGACGGCCAUCUGUUGACGACCCUACGGGGAUCAAAUUUGGCUGUGACGUGCCUGACCAUUGUGAAAGAGAAAUAUGGGACCACUGUGUACACUGGUUCUUUGGACUCUAGGAUACGCUAUUACGAUUUGGAGACUGGUUUAGAAAAGGGGCCAGAGUGCAAUGUGUUAAGUCCAAUCCAAACUAUGGACCGUGCUUGGGACACAGUGUUUGUUGGUACGAGGACUGGAUUUGUCUUACAGUUUGAGUGUAAGAAUAACAUGCUAAUACCAGUUAGCUCAGUGAAGUUCUCGGACCAGUCCAUCCUAGCGCUUCGCGCAAUGAAGGAGGGCCCUCGCAAGGUCCUCCUCGUGGCAGCGCGGUCUGAGAAUGUAACUAUAAAGGAUGCCCAAACUGGACUCUUGCUGCGGACAUUGGUCGGGCCUAAGAUGACCGUUUACUCACUGCUUUACGAAGACGGCAAAGUGUACUGUGGGACCAGCAGCCAUCAGAUACACGUGUUCGAUUAUGCUAGCGGCAGUCACUUUGGCACGCACUCGGGCGGCAAGGGUGCGGUGUGCCUGCGCGCGACGGGCGGGCUGCUGUUCGCGGGCUGCUACGACGGCUGCGUGUACGUGUACCGCGAGGGCGAGAGCCAGCCCUUCGCGCAGAUCCGCGGGCCCAGCCUCAUGCUGCUCUCGCUGGCUGUAGUCGGCAGCAAGAUUAUUGCAGGCUACAAGGAUAGAAGUUUGUACAUAUGGAAAAUACCGCUUUGUAUACUGCAAGAAAUGAUUCUUUAACUUUCUACCUGAUUUAUGUAGAUUAUGCACUAUUAUAAUAUUAUAGUUACGUACGUAUUACUUUAUCACUAACAUUAAUUUUAUAGUUUACAUUGUUUAUAGUAUGAGUACCUAAUAAAAGAAUUUAAAUGGGUUAA